AUGAGCAGCCCUCGGCUGCGGCCAGCCGGGCUCGGGCCAUUUCUCCUGCUGUGGCUGCUGCUGCCGCCGGUGCCCGUCCCCAGCGCCGCGGCCCGGAGGGCCCCGGCCCCGCCGCCCUGCCCCGCGGCCUGCGACCCGACGCGCUGCCCCCCGCCGCCGCCCUGCCCGGCGGGGACGGCGCCGCUGCUCGACCGCUGCGGCUGCUGCCGCGAGUGCCCCGCGGCCGAGGGCGAGGCCUGCGGCGGGGCCCGCGGCCGGCCGUGCGCGCCGGGGCUGCGGUGCGCGGCGCGGGCCGGCGCCCGGCUCGGCACCUGCGGCUGCCCCGCGGCGGGCGCGGCCGUGUGCGGGAGCGACGGGCGCACCUACCCCAGCCUGUGCGCGCUCCGCGCCGAGAACCGCGCCGCGCGCCUCCGGGGCGCGCCCCCGGCCGUGCCGGUGCAGAAGGGCGACUGCGGGGAUGCAGGGACCCGAAACGCAGGCCUGUCCCGGAGCAAGUACAACUUCAUCGCCGCGGUGGUGGAGAAGGUGGCGCCGUCCGUGGUCCACCUGCAGCUGUUCCGCAGGUCGCCUCUCAGCAGCAAGGAUGUUCCUGCCUCCAGUGGCUCUGGGUUCAUAGUGUCUGAGGAUGGGCUGAUUAUUACCAACGCUCAUGUCAUCACUAACCAGCAGCGGAUUCAGGUGGAGCUCCAGAGUGGGGCCCAGUAUGAAGCCACCGUCAAGGACGUUGACCAUAAAUUGGAUCUUGCACUGAUUAAGAUUGAGCCAAAUACCGACCUUCCUGUAUUACUACUGGGAAGAUCAUCUGACCUUCGGGCUGGAGAGUUUGUGGUUGCCUUGGGCAGCCCAUUUUCUCUGCAGAACACAGUCACAGCAGGAAUUGUCAGCACUACACAGCGAGGAGGCAAAGAGCUGGGGCUGAAGGAUUCAGAUAUGGACUAUAUCCAGACUGACGCAAUAAUUAAUCACGGGAAUUCUGGGGGACCUCUGGUGAACUUGGAUGGAGAUGUGAUUGGCAUAAAUACAUUGAAGGUGACUGCAGGAAUCUCCUUUGCAAUUCCCUCAGAUAGAAUCAGGCAGUUCUUGGCAGAACACCACGAGCGCCAGUUGAAAGGAAAGGCUCUUUCACAGAAGAAAUAUCUGGGUCUGCGAAUGCUGCCCCUCACUAUGAACCUUCUUCAAGAAAUGAAAAGGCAAGAUCCAGAUUUCCCUGAUGUGAGUUCUGGGGUUUUUGUAUAUGAAGUGAUUCAAGGAACAGCUGCUGAAAGCUCUGGGUUGAGAGACCACGACGUAAUUGUCAGCAUAAAUGGGCAACCUGUUGCUACCACAGCUGAUGUUAUUGAAGCUGUUAAGGACAAUGAUUCCCUUUCUAUCACUGUUCAUCGGGGAAGACAGAUUUUGUUCCUGACGGUCACACCUGAAAUAAUCAAUUAAGUCUUGCUGUAAA
Messenger RNA from Lemur catta (Ring-tailed lemur), 1444 nucleotides. It is a transcript of the gene HTRA4, whose product is annotated as HtrA serine peptidase 4. Gene Ontology annotation, molecular function: protein binding; serine-type endopeptidase activity. The transcript is spliced from 9 exons. The coding region runs from base 1 to 1431 and encodes 476 amino acids. The record is from RefSeq and is a predicted model, not a curated record. Gene Ontology annotation, cellular component: extracellular region. Gene Ontology annotation, biological process: proteolysis; positive regulation of apoptotic process; programmed cell death. Lineage: Eukaryota; Metazoa; Chordata; Mammalia; Primates; Lemuridae.